CCUAAUGCCAACAAAAAUGAGAGGGCGAGUCCAUUAAUAGCAUUCGGUAGUCUCAAGACAAGUUUCGUAAGAUGAGGAGUGAGGAAGCAUACAAACACAUGCAUGUAUUAAUUUAAAGUAAAAAAAAAAGAAGUACAAAUUGCGUAUAGUAUGUCGUCGUAUAAAUACAUUAGGAUAUACUUAGAUUCACAUGGUAGAAGCGAGCUUACGUACUGGUAACGAAACCAUGCAUGGGUGAUUAAGUAGUGAGAGUUUCUUUCUCUUGUCUCAGUGUGAUCUGUUCUAGGGAUGCUUCACCAUGUCUCAUGUUUCGCAAAUGGUUUGACUCCACCUUCAUUUAUUGUUUUCUUUACAAAUAAAAUUACUUAAUGCACAAUGGAAUCUCGUGAGCAACUCUUUAUGAUUUAAUUAGUAUGGGGACUUAGUUAUGCGAUGGUGAUUCGUUGAUUUUCUUAACUAUAGUAUUAUAGAAUUGUAUUUGCGUACACCAAAAUCAAAAGUCAGCCUAUUUUAUUUUGAGCAUUUAAUGCGGGAGGGAACAAGACAAAUUAACCAGAGAUCAAGUUCUACAUUUGCACAUGAUGUUAGAUAUUUCUUUAAUGUUAAUCUGCAAUUCCCAACGUCAAACCUCUAAACACACAUAUCCAAAAGAAUAUGUAUUCAUCAUUCCUGACCAAGUCUUCUGCUACUGUGCAGCCUUGGCUUUCGUGUGUAUCAAUCAACUACUUGAACGAUAGUACUUGAGUCACUUCAACAACUCACUUUAGAUUAUACUAUAUUGUUGAAUAAACGUUGUUACUACAAAACAUUAUGUUGCAUUGGCUGUUCUCGUUCUUUUAACUGAAUGUUUCAUUAUAAUUCUGACCGACACUAUUUAAGUAAUCAGUGUGGCUGUACUCUUGCCGACAAAGAAAUGGCAAUUUAAGGAAAAUUCUAGUAUACAUUUCCAUUAUAAUUAAUCUCAAUUAAAAAUGUAAAAGUUCUCUAAAGGCAAGCAUUUGCAUGAAGUACGCCGCAAAAUAGCUUAUGGAGGCUUCCGUGUGAUGCAUGGGGAUUCACGUUGUCCACGCUGACAAACUUAUUAAUAAAAUACUAACACGUAAUGAAUAUCUCUUACUUUUUAUUGUAUUUAAGACUGGACUUACGUCGAACCUUGAAACAUAGACAAAUCGAAAUCUUGAGAGAGAUCAAGAUUUGCUUCUAUUUGCCUUGCAAAAAUGAAACUGACUAGUCUCCUACAAUGUAAGUUAUUCAUAGGAAGCUUGUUGUUUUGGCUGGGCUCUCUUUUGGUCAGUGCAGAAGAUCCAUAUCUGUUCUAUACUUGGACUGUUACUUAUGGAACAAGAUCUCCUUUAGGUGUUCCUCAACAGGUUAUUCUUAUCAAUGGACAGUUCCCUGGUCCAGCGAUUGAAGCUGUCACAAACAACAACAUUGUUGUUAAUCUCAUUAACAAGCUCGACGAACCUUUCCUCAUCACCUGGAAUGGAGUUAAGCAGAGGAGGACAUCGUGGCAAGACGGAGUAUUGGGAACAAACUGUCCCAUCCAACCAAACUCGAACUGGACUUAUCAGUUUCAACUUAAAGACCAAAUCGGCACUUACACUUACUUCGCUUCCACGUCGAUGCACAGAGCCAGUGGUGCUUUUGGUGCUCUCAACAUUAACCAGAGAUCCGUUAUUACCACUCCUUAUCCUACCCCAGAUGGCGACUUCACCCUCCUCGUCACUGACUGGUUCAAAAUGAGCCACAAGGAUUUGCGAAAGCGGCUUGACGCAGGCUAUGCACUUCCUCUUUCUGAUGGUCUUCUAAUCAAUGGUGUUUCUAAGGGUUUAAUCUUUACUGGUGAACAAGGCAAAACAUACAAGUUUCGGGUAUCAAAUGUCGGUAUAGCAACAUCGAUAAACUUUAGGAUUCAAGACCACACAAUGAGCCUCAUUGAAGUAGAAGGCGCUCACACUCUUCAGGAAACCUAUGAGUCGCUUGACGUCCACGUUGGUCAGUCCGUGACCGUCCUGGUCAACUUAAAAGCUUCAGUGAGAGACUAUUACAUCGUUGCUUCGACCCGGUUUACCAAACCUAUACUAAACACAAACGCGAGUCUUCGUUACCUAGGCUCCAAAAACGCUGUCUCUGGCCCCCUUCCCGUUGGUCCAACUUACCAUAUCCACUGGUCCAUGAAACAAGCAAGAACCAUCAGGAUGAAUUUGACGGCAAAUGCUGCAAGACCAAACCCACAAGGUUCAUUUCAUUAUGGUACCAUACCGAUAAACCGGACUCUAAUCCUAGCCAAUGCGGCUACGAUGAUCUACGGGAAGCUUCGGUACACGGUAAACCGGAUAUCAUACAUCAAUCCAGAAACACCGUUGAAACUUGCCGAUUGGUACAACAUUUCGGGCGUGUUUGAUUUCAAGACAAUGCUUGAGAGAUGUCAAUCUAACACUCCUACGAUCGGACCAGCUCAUUUUGGUACAUCAGUUUUCGAUGUUGAGCUGCACGAGUUUGUUGAAAUUAUUUUCCAAAACGACGAGAGAUCAAUUCAAUCUUGGCACAUGGAUGGUACUAGCGCCUUUCUGGUUGGAUACGGGUCAGGGACAUGGAAUGUGACCAUGAGGAAACGUUACAACUUGGUUGAUGCUGUUGCAAGGCACACUUUUCAGGUGUAUCCAUUAUCAUGGACAAGCAUAUUGGUGUCGUUAGAUAACAAAGGAAUGUGGAACUUAAGAUCACAGAUAUGGUCGAGGAGAUAUUUAGGACAAGAGUUAUACGUUCGCGUUUGGAACGAUGAGAAGUCUAUCUACACUGAAGCUGACCCACCUCUUAACGCUCUUUAUUGCGGCCAAGCCAAACGCCCUCGUUAGAUAUGAUAUAUUCCACAUAUACUAUUAUUGUUUUUUUUCUUUGUUUACUUAGGUCAAAAUGAAGGGUGUUUUUUUCAAAAGUGAGAAUAAGGAAAAAAAUACAAACGUAACCAAUACGUAAACCUCAUUGAUUUUUUCAAUAAACAGACAAAAUACAAAGGAAGACUUUUUUCCUGUCU
Molecule: messenger RNA, 3037 nt
Organism: Brassica rapa (field mustard)
Lineage: Eukaryota; Viridiplantae; Streptophyta; Magnoliopsida; Brassicales; Brassicaceae
Product: L-ascorbate oxidase homolog
Molecular function (GO): oxidoreductase activity; copper ion binding
Source: RefSeq, a predicted model, not a curated record